Messenger RNA from Saccoglossus kowalevskii, 1743 nucleotides. RefSeq lists its product as uncharacterized. Gene Ontology annotation, molecular function: DNA-binding transcription factor activity, RNA polymerase II-specific; RNA polymerase II cis-regulatory region sequence-specific DNA binding. Gene Ontology annotation, biological process: regulation of transcription by RNA polymerase II. The record is from RefSeq and is a predicted model, not a curated record. Lineage: Eukaryota; Metazoa; Hemichordata; Enteropneusta; Harrimaniidae.
AUGGAAAUAUAUCAGUGUGACCAAUGUGAGAAGAGUUGUACCCAGUCAAGUACUCCUAAACAGCAUAUGCAAACACAUACCAAUGAGAAGCCACAUUGCUGUAAGCAAUGCAAGAAGCAUUUUAUCACCUCAGGUAAUCUUAAACAGCAUAUGCAAACACAUACUAAUGAGAAGGUACAUCAUUGUGUGGGGUGUGAGAAGAGUUUCACCUGGUCAUGUACUGUCAAACAGCAUAUGCGAACACAUACCAAUGAGAGGCCUUAUCAUUGUGUGCAGUGUGAGAAGAGUUUCACCCGGUCAAGUACUCUCAAACGGCAUAUGCGAACACAUACCAAUGAGAGGCCUUAUCAUUGUGUGCAGUGUGAGAAGAGUUUCACCCGGUCAAGUACUCUCAAACGGCAUAUGCGAACACAUACCAAUGAGAAGCCUUAUCAUUGUGUGCAGUGUGAGAAGAGUUUCACCCGGUCAAGUACUCUGAAACAGCAUAUGCAAACACAUACCAAUGAGAAGCCUUGUCAUUGUCAGAAAUGUGAAAAGAGUUUCAAUUGGACAAGUAAUCUCAAACAGCAUAUGCGAACACAUGCCAAUGAGAAGCCUUAUUACUGUCAGCAAUGUGAGAAGAGUUUCAAUUGGACAAGUAAUCUCAAAGUGCAUAUGCGAACACAUGCCAAUGAGAAGCCUUAUCACUGUGAGCAAUGUGAGAAGAGUUUCACCCGUUCAAGUACUCUGAAACAGCAUAUGCGAACACAUACCAAUGAGAAGCCUUAUCACUGUCAGCAAUGUGAGAAGAGUUUCACCCAUUCAAGUACUCUGAAACAGCAUAUGCGAACACAUACCAAUGAGAAGCCUUAUCACUGUCAGCAAUGUGAGAAGAGUUUCACCCGUUCAAGUACUCUGAAACAGCAUAUGCAAACACAUACCAAUGAGAAGCCUUGUCAUUGUCAGAAAUGUGAGAAGAGUUUCAAUUGGACAAGUAAUCUCAAACAGCAUAUGCGAACACAUGCCAAUGAGAAGCCUUAUCACUGUGAGCAAUGUGAGAAGAGUUUCACCCAUUCAAGUACUCUGAAACAGCAUAUGCGAACACAUACCAAUGAGAAGCCUUAUCACUGUCAGCAAUGUAAGAAGAGUUUCACCCGUUCAAGUACUCUGAAAAAGCAUACAUGUACACAUACCAAUGAGAAGCCUUAUCACUGUCAGCAAUGUGAGAAGAGUUUCACCCAUUCAAGUACUCUGAAACAGCAUAUGCGAACACAUACCAAUGAGAAGCCUUAUCACUGUCAGCAAUGUCAGAAGAGUUUCAAUUGGUCAAGUAAUCUCAAAGGGCAUAUGCAAACACAUGCCAAUAAAAUGUCUUCCAAAGAGAACUGCUCUUCAUACAAUAACAUAAAAAAGAGACAUCCAUUUAAGCUUGGAAAUUUUACUUUUAUACCGGUAGAUUCAAAUAAUCCAAAUGUUACUGUAAUACCUAAUUCAGUAAGUCAGUUUUACUGUCAUCAGUGUGAGUGUAUAUAUAGUCAAAUAACCAGUCAAAGACAUUUAUUAAUUAUUCAUAGAGAGGAGAAAUAUACAUAUAGAUGGGAAACAAUGAAUGAUAAAAAACAGUUAACUGUCACGCGUAACGGAUAUGAUGAGCAUUUAAGCGACGAGGAGCAGAAACAAUUGUUUAUUAUGCAUGCUGUUUUCAUUGUUGAGAAGAGGAGUCAUGAUGCUGUGGAAGAAUUCAGAUUAUACAGCCAUGGUUGA